AAAUGAGAUGAGAGAGCUAAGUACAUUUUCCAACCUGAUUCCACCAGUUACUAGUGGGGGCGGAGGGAGAUUUGGAAACUAAAGCUGUGAUUCCUGGCUUGGAGUACAGCAGCAAAAACAGGUACAAGAAUGGCCUGGGCUGCAAGGAUCCAGGGAAGGUGGAGGGACUGUUAAUCGGUUUUGUUGCAGUGUGUUAUAGCAAGGAGGUGAUAUCGAUGGCGUGGGGGUGGGGCCAGGGAUAAGUAGCUCUUUGGGAGGGAAGGCAGAGGCCAGCUCAAACUGCUUGGGGGAGGUCUUGAAGCCAGGAAGGGACUGCUUGAAGCUUGCCUGGCCGGCACCCUGGAGCAGGGAAAGCAUAUUGGAGUCGCCUUUGCACAGGCGUGAGGCAUGAGAAUAGAGCCAGGAGACUUUUCAAAAGAUGGAAGCAUCGCCUCCCAGAACAAGUUCUUCUAAAAGACAGCUCAAGACCACCCAGGAAAGCAUUCCCAGAGGUCAUUUACAACAAGCUGGGCUGUGGAUGGGGGUGUGCCAUCUCCAGGCUUCUACAGAUGGUGGAGAUGUCUGCCCCGAGGCUGACUUCUAACAGAACAUCCCUGCAGCCAGCAUCUAAUGCUGAUUACACCUGGGAGUAUGAGUACUAUGAGAUCGGACCAGUGUCCUUCGAGGGACUGAAGGCUCAUAAGUAUUCCAUUGUGAUCGGAUUCUGGGUUGGUCUUGCGGUCUUUGUGAUUUUCAUGUUUUUCGUGCUGACUUUGCUGACGAAGACAGGUGCCCCACAUCAAGACAAUGCAGAGUCGUCAGAGAAGAGAUUCAGAAUGAACAGCUUUGUGUCAGACUUUGGGAAACCAAUGGAGUCAGAUAAGGUGUUCUCUCGUCAGGGUAACGAGGAGUCCAGGUCUCUCUUCCAUUGUUAUAUCAAUGAAGUGGAACACUUGGACAGGGUCAAAGUCUGCCACCAAACAACAGCCAUCGACAGUGAUGUCCAACUCCAGGAAGCCAUCAGAAGCAGUGGGAGGUCUGAGGAGGAGCUGAGCAGGUUUAUGAAGUUUGACAUCCCCAACUUCGUGAACACGGACCAGAACUCCUUUGGGGAGGAUGAUCUUCUGAUUUCAGAACCACCUGUUCUUCUAGAAAAUAAGCCAGUUUCCCAGACUUCACGUAUAGACCUGGACUGAGAAAUGCUUGUGGGCACCUUCCUGAGGAUGUAUUCUGUCUCUGUAUAGCCAGAAACCUCCCCCUCCCCUUGGUGUGUGUGUGUGUGUGUGUGUGUGUGUGUGUGUAGAGAGAGAGAGAGAGAGAAAGAGAGAGAGUAGAUGAUGUUGAAAGUUUAAGAUCUAGGCUAGGGCUGGGACUUAGUGAUAGAGGUAUAGAGUUUGGAGAUGGAAGGCACCAUUUUGCUGUCUUUUUUGUGGGGGGGGAGGUGGUAAGUUUUGUUUCUUUCCCUUUUUGGAUUAAAAACACACAGUAUUAAAGCUUCCUUAUUGAAAAAAAUUGGCUCCAUGUACAGUUGAGCUCCCCUGGGUGAGGGUUAGGUCACUGCAUUCUGAUCUAGCCCAUUGCCACCAUUCUUUGCUUAUAACAUCUGCUUUACUUCUCUGGACUGCAUGGCUUUAAAGGUAAGGCAGCAUAUCUGGAGUAGAUGACCCAUCCCAGCUCAAAUAUUUUGUGACUUAGCAUCCAAGACCAGCUAAUGCAUAUAGAAGCAGUAGAAAAUAGAACAUGGCAUCCUGGCUCUGACUGCAGGCUCUCCAGGUCUUGGUUCCCUCCCUCCAGUCAGUCCUGCACUAGGUCAUAUGUUAGUUAGGGGAGCCUUCAGCAGGAGUCCAGGAGACUCACACACUGUGACAGUGCUUCUGCUGAGUCGCGCUGAGGCAGUUUAUCUGAGGAACGCCAUCCACCUGUGCUUUAAACCUGGGACAGCUCUGACCCCCGUGAGUACCAGCCUAACGUACUUCACAAGCACUUGAGCUCUCAAAAAAUGAUAGGGCAGAUUGUCACCUGGCUGACUGGGUCCUUUCUGAGCAUCCCUGUGGUCACACUGCUGAACUAUUUGGCUGCAGAACAAGAUACUGUUUGCCAUGCUGUCUGUCUGCUUUGGCGGGUGUGUAGAUGUUGACUGCCUGGCUUGGAGCUGAGAUGGUCAAUGGGUUGUGUGUACCACAGUAACAUGUUCAGGAUGGGGUGAUGUUAACAUGAGCAACAUGUUGUUCGUUUCACAAAGGAAUCAACCCUACUUUGCUGGCGUCAGAAACAACUCAGUCUUGCACACGGUGAGUUGUAUGCAUGGCCAGCUGCUCGUCUCUGGGUAGCAUUGUCUUUGUGAUUUGUCAUUUGUCUUGCUUAAGUUGCAAAAUAAAUGCAUUUAUUGCACAGGAA
Molecule: messenger RNA, 2376 nt
Organism: Peromyscus leucopus (white-footed mouse)
Lineage: Eukaryota; Metazoa; Chordata; Mammalia; Rodentia; Cricetidae
Gene: Mrap2
Product: melanocortin 2 receptor accessory protein 2
Exons: 4
Coding region: 549-1175 (208 amino acids)
Biological process (GO): protein localization to plasma membrane; regulation of adenylate cyclase-activating G protein-coupled receptor signaling pathway
Cellular component (GO): endoplasmic reticulum; plasma membrane
Molecular function (GO): type 3 melanocortin receptor binding; type 5 melanocortin receptor binding; type 4 melanocortin receptor binding
Source: RefSeq, a predicted model, not a curated record